Parathielavia appendiculata is the source of this 1152-nucleotide messenger RNA. RefSeq lists its product as uncharacterized. NCBI's taxonomy places the organism in Eukaryota, Fungi, Ascomycota, Sordariomycetes, Sordariales, Chaetomiaceae. The record is from RefSeq and is a predicted model, not a curated record. Bases 1 to 1152 code for a protein of 383 amino acids. The transcript has 4 exons.
AUGCCGGAGACGCUCGACCUAAACGACAACAAUUCCCGCCUUAUCAUUAUCCCAGCGGCCGUCUUCUUCGGCAUUUGUCCCGUGCUCGUGGGCUUGCGGAUAUGGGCGCGCCUGAGGAAGGGGGGCAAACUGGGCGCCGACGACUGGACUGCUGUGGCAGCUCUUGUGUUUGUGCUUCUCACCAGCGCCUUUUUAGUCACCUCCUGUCAGUACGGAAUGGGACGGCAUUGGGUGACUAUCAAGGGGAACGACAGGUUUGAGACAAACAAGUAUUUCUACAUGUCCCAGAUCACCUACAAGGCCGCCAUAAACCUCGUCAAAUGCAGCAUCCUCCUCCUCUACCUUCGUCUAUUCCAUGUCGUUCACUGGUUCCGCUACUCGUGCUGGGCGCUCCUCGCCGCCGUCGCCACCUAUUGCACCGCCUCCAUCCUGGCGACCAUUUUCCAGUGCCGGCCCAUAAUCCGGGCACUGGAUAAAGACACGCCGGGCACCUGCAUCGACACUGCCAAGUUCUGGUUUGCGAACGCAGGCUUCUCCAUCGCCACGGAUAUCAUUAUCCUCCUGCUGCCCAUGCCUCUCGUCUGGAAACUCGGGGUGCCCAUCGCCCAGAAGUUGGCCCUCAUGGCCGUCUUCACCAUCGGCAUCUUUGCCACCAUCACGUCGUGCCUCCGCGUCACGACACUCGACAUAUUUGCCACGAGCCCCGACAAUACGUACAACGUCGACAACGUCAUGUGGACCAUCGUCGAGCCCAAUGUCGCCAUCGUCUGCGCUUGCCUCCCCGUCCUGCGCCCCUUCGUCGUCAAGCUCAUCCCGGGCCUCCGCAGCAAGAGCUAUGGUUCCCAGGGCAACCCCGGGUACGCAUCCGGCAAGUCCCGCCUCACGCUGGGAAGUCAGAACAAACCCGACGGCGCCCGCCGCGACUGGGUCGAGCUUGCCGGCGUCAAGUCCCAGGGCGUCCACCUCGCAUCCAUCCGCCGUCCGGGCUCCCACACUGGCAGCGAGGAGAGCAUCCUGACGGGCGCCCAGGGGCAAAACGUGAAUGAGACUGCCGUGUCGGGGAUUCAGAGGACGGUGGAGUACAGCAUCCAGUACUCGAGUCAGAAGCAGUCGAGUACUAGAGUGGCGGAUGGGAUGGAAACACAAGCUUGA